Messenger RNA from Humulus lupulus (European hop), 2359 nucleotides. RefSeq names its product probable protein phosphatase 2C 4. The transcript has 4 exons. Gene Ontology annotation, molecular function: protein serine/threonine phosphatase activity. Gene Ontology annotation, biological process: protein dephosphorylation. Lineage: Eukaryota; Viridiplantae; Streptophyta; Magnoliopsida; Rosales; Cannabaceae. The coding region runs from base 83 to 2113 and encodes 676 amino acids. The record is from RefSeq and is a predicted model, not a curated record.
CCACCAACAAAAAGCUCAAAACUUCUUCCUUUUUUUUUUCCUUUUAAAUUUUAUUUAUUUCUUUAUUUUUUUGUUGGUUUCAAUGGGCAACGGCGCAGGAAAGAUCGGUCGUUGUUUCGCCGACGUCGGAGAAAUCUCUCUCCGGCACGACAUCGCAGUCGUUAUCUCAAACCCGCUCGACGAAGGCCAUGGCCGCUCCUUCUGCUAUAUCAGACCCGACCCGUCUCCUCUCUCGGCAUCCAAAAUCCAAAACGACGGCAAUAACAGCGUCAACAACCCGAAAACGACGACGUUCAGAGCUAUCUCCGGCGCCUACGUGAGCGCCAACACCUUCACACCCCUCUCCACAUCUCUCAUUGAUAUGUAUCCGGACACCUCUGGUAAUUUCGACAAAGCCGCUUCGUUCGAGAGCUCCACUCUCUUCGCUUCGAUUCCUCUCCAACCGGUGCCACGUCUCUCGUUCCAUGGAGCUCCCGUGUCGGGUCCAAUUGAGCGGGGCUUCAUGUCGGGUCCGAUAGAGCGUGGCUUUGCUUCCGGUCCGAUUGAUCGUGGGUUGUAUUCGGGUCCGAUUGAAAAGAAGUCACGUGAUGAUGAAGAUGAAGAUGGUAGUGAUGAUGAUGAUGGUGAUAAGCUGGAGAAGAGCUUUUCUCGGGGUGAAUUCAAGGUUUCGGAUAAACCCGAAAAACAGAGCUUCGUGAAAUUUCUUAAGAGAGCGAUUUCGAGUAGUAUAUCUCGUGGUCGUGGGAACAACAAGUCCAUUGUAGCUCCGAUAAAAGGAGUUAUUUCUGUAAAAGAAUCGGAUUCUGAGAAGACUGUUGAGAAUAAUGUAGCUGUGAGCAGUACUAAUUUGAUCAGCCAUGUGAGCUCGAAUGGUGAUGAAGAUAAUACUAAUAACGAUGAUUCGCUAAAGAGUCAGAAUAAUCUUCAAUGGGCGCAAGGGAAAGCGGGUGAGGAUCGAGUCCAUAUUGUGAUAUCUGAGGAACAUGGUUGGGUUUUCGUGGGAAUCUAUGACGGUUUUAACGGUCCUGAUGCUCCUGAUUUUCUACUUUCUAAUCUCUACCCUGCUGUACAUAAGGAACUCAAGGGUUUAUUAUGGAAUGAAAAGUUUGAAUCUUCAGCCAACUCGGAUUCAAACUCAUCGAAUUCGGAAGAAACUGAACAACCCCAGAUGAAAACUCAGGUGUUUGAUAAGGAAAACACAGAUUCAGAAACUAAUUUGGACAUAAAAAAGCAAGGAAAGAGUCAGAGAAGGUGGAAAGGGGAAUGGAACAGGGAAAGACUAGAGCUUGAUAAGAAAUUGAAAGAGAAUUUCAAUCGUCCCGGAUCGAAAAAAACAGAAAAUGUUCUGAGAGCACUUUCAGAGGCUUUGAGAAACACAGAAGAUGCAUAUUUGGACAUAGCAGAUAAGAUGGUUAUGGAGAAUCCAGAGUUGGCUUUGAUGGGUUCUUGUGUAUUGGUUAUGUUGAUGAAAGGAGAAGAUGUUUACUUGAUGAAUGUUGGUGAUAGUCGAGCGGUUUUGGCUCAAAAGGUUAUGGAGAAUAAUCCCAUUAAUGAAUUUGAAUUGUCUAAUUUAACUUCUUUACAGCUGACCAUGGAUCAUAGCACAUAUAUGAAAGAGGAAGUGGAAAGAAUUAAGAAUGAACAUCCUGAUGAUGCUUCUGCAGUGAUGAAUGAGAGAGUCAAAGGGUAUUUGAAGGUCACUCGAGCUUUCGGCGCCGGCUUUCUCAAACAGCCAAAGUGGAAUGAUGCGUUGCUCGAGAUGUUCAGAAUAAACUACGUUGGAAGUUGUCCAUACAUAACAUGUUUACCCUCAGUUUAUCACCACAGACUGAGCUCAAGAGACAGAUUUUUGAUACUGUCUUCUGAUGGAUUAUACCAAUACUUCACCAAUGAAGAGGCAGUCUCUGAAGUUGAACUUUUCAUUGCUUCGUUUCCUGAGGGAGAUCCUGCUCAGCAUUUGGUUCAAGAAGUCUUGUUUAGAGCAGCAAGGAAGGCUGGAAUGGACUUUCACGAGUUGCUCGAUAUCCCACAAGGGGAACGCCGACGUUACCACGACGACGUUUCCAUCAUUGUUAUUUCUUUGGAGGGAAGAAUAUGGCGUUCGUCUGUGUAAAUACAAAAAUAUAGUAAAGAUACAAAGAAAGGCUGAACAUUUUUUUUGCUAGUUCAUCUCAUACUUCCUCCUUAUUUUUUUUGGGAAGUGCUAGCAUUAUUAACUUUAAUUACCGGUGUAAAGAAAAGAUAGCAUCGUUCUCUUUUUACUCACAUGCUUAUUGUUUUAUUGUUUUACACAUGAAUUUUUUACUAAAAAUUUCUCACAAUUCUAAUAAAACACUGAUAGAAAUGGGCAUUUUCUCAA